CGCCAAGGAACUGCUUACGCUGACACUGACUUAAGUAGUUUAUUCACAAGAAACGCGCUGUAACAAACAGUCCGUCGAUGUUACCAAUCAGUCACCAGCACCAGGGGUGUCCAAGCAUGUCAGCCGAAGAAUAUAAUGCUUGUAGGGUUUGCUGCCUCAAGUCGCAUGAUCGUCAGAUGAAAGUCCAGAUCCAUAUCCUCGGGAAUGAUCCAACAUUUUUGUUGACGAGACUGAGAUCCUGAUUCCCAUUUAGAAGAUGAUCAUUCACGAGAAACGGUCAGCAUCAUACAGAUACAGGAUCUUUCACUCACAUUCACACCUACCCUACCCAGUCCCCUUUGAAAACUGUCCCAUUAAAAAUUGGUUUCUAUUUUUAUGCAACAGCACAUAACAUCCUGUCUAGUCCUUUGCGUGGUGAUCAUACAACAUACAAAAGAACUUUGACGAAAAACGAAUCAGGAUGUGAUAGAUGUGUAGUACCUACUGGCCAGUGUCUUCUCAUUACGUGUCUUUCCCAUACUCUCUUGCAAGCUCUUUUGCUCAUUUUGAUUGUCUUUGAUGUCUCCUUGGUCUGCAAAUUAAUUGUUCAUGUGCAUUUUUGCAUACAGUCAGACUGCAAGAAAAUAACAUGACAUCCUCAACUUCCAGAGCUUCUGCAUCUUCAAGCAGUAGCUUGCUGCCCCUCGCCGUAGCUACUACCGCUGUAGCUGGCGCCGCGGCCUGCGUAUUUUAUGACGUUGGUGGCGCACGUGGGAUUUGGCGCAGUCUCUUCAAGAAAAAAAGAAGGACGAGGCGCGGAGGACGUCGGUCUCGAGACGGAAAGGGACCACCAGGUGGUAGUGGAACAUCAUCAGAAGAAGAUGACUCAAGUUCUGAAGAAGAUGAAGUAGUAGAAUUCGAAGCAGGUAGAGGUGGAAACAAAAAUUAUAGGCAUAACGUCGCAACGGGCGCAGGUGUACCCACAAUAGGUGGUGUGAAUACCAGUCAAGAAGGUGGAGAAGGAGCGACAGAAACAGAUGCACUAGCGGAUGCAACUUACGUUCCCGACAACGCGAAUGCCGACUGCGUAGGCGUAGACUCAGAGCAGGCAGGCAAAGCCGCAGGUUGUGCCGGUUGUCCGAAUCAAGGAGCAUGUGCGAGUGGCGAAGCGAAGAAGGUGGAUCCAGCAGUGGCACAAGUAGCAGAAGUCUUGAAGGAUGUCAGACGGAAAGUCCUAGUCCUAAGUGGCAAAGGCGGUGUCGGCAAAUCGACCGUUAGCUGUCAACUUUCGUUUGCUUUUUCUAGGACAAGAAAAGUGUCGGAAAGCAGCUUAAUGGAGGUAGGAAGACUUCGAGUCGCAUCGAAUCUGGAGAAGGACCACGUGCAGCCGAUGAACGAGGAGGAAGCAGGAGAUGAGGAUAACAAUCAAGUCGGACUGCUAGAUAUCGAUAUUUGUGGCCCGAGUUUGCCUACCAUGCUAGGAUUGCGAGGCCAUGAAGUCCACCAAUCUUCUGCAGGAUGGAGUCCGGUGUACCUGAACGAAAAUCUCUGCGUCAUGUCAAUCGGAUUCAUGCUGCCGAAAGAGGAUGAUGCAAUCAUAUGGCGGGGACCGAGGUACUGAUGUUGAAAACAUUUUUUUUUUAGAUCGAGUGGUUGUGAGGCUGAGUUAAUAGAGUUUUCAUCUGUAAUUCUCACUCUCAUUCAUUGAUUUGCGAAGUGCAAGAACCACGUGAGCAAUUUUUCUCACUACUCGUCAAAGUUAACCAAUGAGGACUGUUCGCUUUCGGGUCCAAUCCACGGAAACCUCAAACUACCAGGAAAAACGGUUUGAUUCGUCAGUUUUUGACUGAUGUGACGUGGGGUGCGCAGGAUUACCUCUUCGUCGACACACCUCCGGGAACCAGCGACGAGCACCUUGCUAUCGUAGGCUAUCUCGCAGACGCUAAGAUUUCUGGAGCUAUUAUUGUAACCAGCCCUCAGGAGGUUGCUUUAGCAGAUGUGCGGAAAGAAGUCAAUUUCUGCAAGAAGACGGGGGUCCCAGUACUAGGAGUGAUCGAGAACAUGAGUGGCUUCUUAGGCGUGACAAGUGAAGGGGUGAAGAAGAUGUGCGCUGACUAUGGAUUGAGCUACUUGGGAGCCAUUCCGCUGGAUCGUGAAGUAGGCCUGGCAGGCGAGAGGGGGACGCGAAUUACAUCACCCGGCCUGGAAGAGACAAUGAGCCAUUUGGUGGAAGGGAUAGAAAAGAGGCUGGAUGAGGUGGAAGGACAACAGGCUGCACAGUAGGUGAACUUUUGAUCAGUAUCUUCGUAUGCAAGAUCAUAAAAGCGAACGACUGUAAGUAUCCAUUUUCCCGACGUCUCCACAUCCAAGAAUCUUGGGAGAGACGAAGCAAUUCGCUCUUCUAAGAAAUGGUGGGAGCAAGGCAGCCCUCCCAUGGGCUCCAUGCACGGCAUAUUAAACAAGGAAGUAGAUGAUAACACACUCACCUCGCUAUGCCCCAAUUGUAAACAAGUUUUUUUACAUCAUCGAUUAUGUUGGAAAAGGUGACUCCAUAGCCAAAAUUAAUCGGUAGAGAUCAU
Amoebophrya sp. A25 is the source of this 2558-nucleotide messenger RNA. Lineage: Eukaryota; Dinophyceae; Syndiniales; Amoebophryaceae. The record is from the annotation of a GenBank genome assembly.